Bursaphelenchus okinawaensis is the source of this 2108-nucleotide messenger RNA. The record is from the annotation of a GenBank genome assembly. Lineage: Eukaryota; Metazoa; Nematoda; Chromadorea; Rhabditida; Aphelenchoididae.
AUGGCUGAAGUCGAAAAUGUUGCUCCAGAAGUGUCGGUGGACGAGAAAGCUGAAAAGUAAGUUUUAUAUUCUUUAUGUAUUUUGUGUUUUUAGGUAUCUCACAAAAUUUCGAACGUAACAGAUUGAAGUUUAAGAUUUUUUGGCACUUCAAGUGUUGUGAAAGUAUUUAAAACAGAUUUUUAACUUUGAGUUUAAGAAAAUAUGUACUUUAGAGAGAAACAAAACAAUGUAUAUUAUUAUAACUGUUAUAAUAAUUUGAUGCAAAAAGUUUUAUGCUUUACUGUUAAUUUUUCUGUUUCAGCAACCAAAACAAGGUGAAGACUGGAUUGGCUGAAGGGAGAAAGUUGUUGAUUGCUGGAAACUACGAAUUGGCCAUUGAUCGUUUGUCCGAUGCUGCUCAACUUGGGUAAGUUAAUAUUCCUUUUUAUUGAUGCAUAGAGCUUGUGAAAGGACUUGGUGAGUGAAAAGCAGUUUGGAGAACUUUCAACUGGUUUGAACUUAGAAAUGACAAUUAAUUUUGGCUUUGGGAACUAUAUGUUGUGCUCGGGAAGGAUAGUUUAGGUUUAUCAACCUAGAAUUAAGUAUUAUAUAGAGUUUUUAUGUUUGAAGUUUGAGAUUUAGCUUAAAAAUUUUUAAAAUAGCUUUGUUUAUUUUUUGGUGUACUUUAACUUUCUUCCCUUUUAGUGUUACCGUUUUUGGCGAAUUCGGAAAGGAAAUGUACGACGUCUACUUGGCGUACGCUCGUGCUCAACUGGAAUGUGCUAGUGAAAUGGCGUUGGUUGUGAAUCCUAAAGUUGACGAUGAAGCUGACAGCACUGAUGACGAGGAAGACGAUGAAGAGCAGAAGGAUGAGGCAAAAGAAGCCAAGAAGGAUGAAGAAGAGAAUAAAGUUGAUUCAACUGGGGAUAAGCCAUCUUCUGAAGCUGAAAAUGCGUCCAAGGAUUCAGAAGAACAGCCAGAAGACCCCAAGACUUCGGAGGAGAAGCCAGAAGAGACUACGACACCUGAAGAAAAGUCAGAAGAGACUAAAGAAGAUAAAGAAGACGACAAACUCGAAAAGAUGGACGAAGAAGACACCGUGUCAGUGAAGAAUGAGAACGGCGAAACCCCAGACGACGCUCUAACUGACAUGAUCCGCUCUUCAUGGGACUUCUUCGAGUUGGCCAAGAAAAUCGCUCAACGUGAGUUGGAAUCAGCGACCGAGAAGAAGGAAUGGUCGAGGAAGCUGGCUGACGCCGUCUUUGGGGUGGGCCAGUUGAUGAUCAUCGACGAACAGUUUGAUGUAGCUCUAGACGAACUGUCGAAAGCCUUGGAAAUUAAAAAAGAAGUUCUGGAUGAGGUGGAUCGAGAACUGGCUGAAUGUCAUCACGAGAUUGCUCGAGUUUUGAAUCUGAAGGAAGAGUUUCCAAAGGCUACUGAGCAUUAUCAACAUGCUUUUGAUGUGAUAAACAAGAGAAUUGGUGAGUGUUUUUAUUUUUUGUGAGGAGAAGCAUGGUUUUGAUGAAUACUUUUUUUUUAAAGUUGGAUUUUAAUGUUGUUUUUUGGUUUUUCAAGAUGUAGUAGGUAUAGGGCUUCAAUUGGAUUUUGUUAUGACAGUUUUAGAAGUGAAGUUAGAUUAAUGAAAUUUUGAUAUCUUUUACCUUAUUUUGUUUGUUAAGCAUCUCAAAAAAGAAACUUUUGAAAUUAAAAAAUAUUUGGAAGUUACAGUAAUUUUACUGUACUCUAAUUUUUCAAUUUUUAUAGGAUUUUUAAAUUUUUUGUAAAAUACGAGGUCCAUUAUUGCUAGUUCAUUUGAUUUACUAAUUUAAGAGCACUUGGAAACCACUAAAACCGACGAGAACAAGAAGGAAGUCGACAAAGAGAUUGCCGACCUCGAGGACGUGAGCCGUGAGAUCAAAGCCAAGAUCAAGGAAGCGUCGGAACAAGAGAAGUUGGACGAGAAGAUCAAGGAAGAGCUGAGGAAACGAUUGCUCGGAACAACCGCUUUUGAGCAAGUCGAACAGAAGCAAGGCGAGGUUAUCAACGACAUUUCCGAAUUGGUUCGCAAACGUAAGAAACCUACCGAGAAUACUGAGGAAACCGAUGAAAAACGAUCAAAAACCGAGUGA